Messenger RNA from Entamoeba invadens IP1, 1323 nucleotides. RefSeq names its product ribonuclease 3 precursor, putative. Gene Ontology annotation, cellular component: extracellular region. Gene Ontology annotation, biological process: RNA catabolic process. Gene Ontology annotation, molecular function: RNA binding; ribonuclease T2 activity. Lineage: Eukaryota; Evosea; Mastigamoebida; Endamoebidae. The coding region runs from base 1 to 1323 and encodes 440 amino acids. The record is from RefSeq and is a predicted model, not a curated record. The transcript has a single exon.
AUGUUAUUUUUAAUUGUAUUCAAGAUAUUACUUGCAUUUGAACAACCCGAAGAAACUUCGAAAAACCUAGAAGUAUUUCCUUCAUUGAAUCCUUUAAAAGAAACAUUACCACAUCCAGAAGAAGAACAUGGUUUUACAGUUGUUACUUCUAAAAAGUCCAAAAAGAAGUCCGAAAAAUCACAAAUACCAAUUCAAAGUCUUCCAAAAUUAGUUCACCCCAUUCAAGAAGAACGUACAAAACACGAAGGAGACGUUGUUCGACCAAAAGAACAACCAAAAGAAUCUCAAAGUGAUGAAACUAAACCAACAGAUGAACCUACAAAACAAAUUCAACAAUCACAAGAUGUUCGUCCAAAAACUAAGACUUCUGAAGACAAACCGAUAUCACGUAGAAAGCACAGGAGAUCAACAUACGCAGUUUCUGAAUAUCAAAAGAAGCUGAAAGAACUCCGAGUAAAACGCGAAGAUUUAUAUCCAGCAACACCAAGUACACCUUCACAACUUUUAAGUGGAGAUCAAAAAGAACAACAAAAAAAUGUUCCUAUUAAAUAUCCACCCGAUGUUGUUAUACACCCAUCAACUAUUAUUUAUCUAGAAAAUUAUCCAAUGUGCAAAUUUUACCAACCUAUUACAAGGAAAUUAAAUUUGAUGGUAUAUGUAGAAUAUUGGCCAGGUGCCAAAUGUGAUGGACAAACAUGUUCACUGCCAAAAGGUACCCACAAAACUAAAGAACGAUUUUGGCUUCAUGGCUUUUGGCCACAAUAUAGUAACAACAGAAUUCUCAUGUGUUGUGUAUACCCACGUUCAGAUAUUGAAGUCGAAGAACAAGUUGUGGAUGACAAAGAAUUAUUGCAAAAUAUAAGAAAUAAAUGGAUGUCACUCACUUUAUGUCGACAUUUAAUACAUCAAUGGGACAAACAUGGAAGUUGUUCAUCGGAUAUUUAUGUUGGAAAUAGAGGACCUUUAGAAUAUAUGCAAACAGCUCUCUUUUUGUACGAUAAAUAUGAUUUAUGGAAAUUAUUACAAGAAAGCGAAUUGAAAGUUGAAACGGAAAAAUUAUAUGCACUUUCUGAUUUGAAGAAAAUAUUAAAAAGAAGUUUGAAAAUAGAGCCCGUGUUUGAAUGCUCUGAAAUGACUUCAAUUGCGGAAAUACGAACAUGUUAUGAUAUUUAUAUUGAUAAAUUUAAUCCAAAAAUGAUUAAAUGCCCUCCUUAUAUGUUCAGAAAAGAAGAAAGAAAAUGUGCUAAAGAGGUCAUGUUCAAAAAAUUCCCAGAGUAUCUUCUUAAUCCAAAAACAGCACCAAGAAAUAAUUGUGAAUUUUAA